This is a messenger RNA of Cebus imitator (Panamanian white-faced capuchin), 1341 nucleotides long. It is a transcript of the gene RBBP9, whose product is annotated as RB binding protein 9, serine hydrolase. Gene Ontology annotation, molecular function: hydrolase activity. The transcript is spliced from 5 exons. The coding region runs from base 90 to 611 and encodes 173 amino acids. The record is from RefSeq and is a predicted model, not a curated record. Lineage: Eukaryota; Metazoa; Chordata; Mammalia; Primates; Cebidae.
CAGGAUGCCUCGGCGCAGGCUCCGGGCGGCUGCAGGCUGGGUUCAGCUCUGCUGGACCUGCGCUAGGGUACUCUAGCCUCGCUGCACUCAUGGCUUCUCCUAGCAAGGCAGCGAUCGUUCCCGGGAACGGAGGCGGGGAUGUGACCACGCACGGCUGGUAUGGCUGGGUGAAAAAGGAACUGGAGAAGAUACCUGGUUUCCAGUGUUUGGCUAAAAACAUGCCCGACCCAAGUAAUGCCUGGCAAGUGGACACCCAGCUAACCAUUAGGUUGCUGACAUCAUUUUUCUCUCUCUCCAGGUAUGCAGAAACACAUCGAGUAUAUGCUAUUGUAUUAGUGUCUGCAUACACAUCAGACUUGGGGGACGAAAAUGAGCGUGCAAGUGGAUACUUCAACCGCCCCUGGCAAUGGGAGAAGAUCAAGGCCAACUGCCCUUACAUUGUACAGUUUGGCUCCACUGAUGACCCGUUCCUUCCCUGGAAGGAACAACAAGAAGUGGCCGAUAGGUUGGAAACCAAAUUGCACAAAUUCACUGACCGUGGUCACUUUCAGAACACAGAAUUUCAUGAACUGAUUACUGUGGUAAAGUCUUUGCUGAAAGUACCAGCAUAGACUGGAUGAUUUCUGCUAUUUUGCAUCUCAAUAUAGGGGUAGAGUAAUAAUAUCUACUAUCAGCCGAUUACUAGACACACAAAACAUCCAGUUAAGUUCCAAAAGUGCCUGAAAAGCAAACACGUUUCAAUCUAAGUUACACAUGGCAUUUCCAUUUCCCACAGACUCUUAAAACUCCCCAAAUUGCUGUGAACUACAGCAGUAUUUUCCUCAUUUGAUAAGAAACAUAAGGACACCUUAACUACCCUUUUCUAUCCAACGUAAGUCAGAAACAGAACCCAGGUUUCCUGAUUCCCACUCCCGAGUAAAACUAAAUAAUAGUUUUUAUCUAUGUUGAAGGUAUUGCAUUCUUUUCCUCUUUGAAAUCAAACUUUUCUAUUUCACUGGGGAAAGAAAACAUGACUGAAAGUCCAGAGUUUAGCUUAGAGCUCAAAAUACUAGCUGCUGUUUCAAGCUGGCUCAGGGCCUUAAACCCAGACCAGGGCCUUCACCUUUGACACUUGCCCCGGAGUUGUUCAGACAUGUUGAGAGAGACUGAGACAGGAGUCUUCCAGAGUCAGGCAGGAAGGAGAAGCACAGCAAUAUACAUACAUAAAUAUACAUACAACUAACUAGAUCUGUUUAAGACAAGAGUGGUGGGACCAAGGCCAUGUGGAGAGCUCGUGGCCUGUCUCAAUUGUUGCCAUGUGGAACUGGGGCAGAGUGUUGCCAGUUUUCUGAUUUUGUGUGU